AUGAAUUAUAGUGUUGUGUACCGCUGGUCAACUACCCGCUGGUCCUACCCGCUAGUCAACUACCCGCUGGUCAACUACCCUGCUGGUCAACUACCCCGCUGGUCACUACCGCUGGUCAACUACCCCACUAGUCAACUACCCCGCUGGUCAACUACCUGCUGGUCAACUACCCCACUGGUCAACUACCCCGUUGGUCACUACCCCGUUGGUCAACUACCCCGCUGGUCAACUACUGUUGGUCCCUACUGCGUUGGUCAACUACCCUCUGUCAACUACCCGCUGGUCAACUACCCGCUGGUCAACUACCCACUAGUCAAGCUACCCCUCAACUACCCGCUGGUCAACUCCCUACUGGAUAACUACCCCGCCGGUCAACUACCCGCUAGUUCGCUACCCGCUGGUCAACUACCCCGCGGUCGCUACCCGUUGGUCACUACCCGCUGGUCAACUACCCCGUUGGUCAACACCCCGUUGGUCAACUACCCCGUGGUCAACUACCCGCUGGUCAACUACCCCACUAGUCAACUACCCCUGGUCAACUGCCGCUGGUCAACUACCCCGCGUGGUCGCUACCCCGUUGGUCAACUACCCCGCUGGUCAACUACCCGCUGGUCAACUACCCCACUAGUCAACUACCCGCUGGUCAACUACCCGCUGGUCAACUACCCGCUGGUCAACUACCCACUGGUCAACUACCCGCUGGUCCUACCCCGCUGGUCACUACCUGGUCAGCACCCGCUGGUCAACUACCCAGCUGGUCAGCUACCCGCUGGUCAGCUACCCCGCUGGUCAACUACCCCGCUGGUCAACUACCCCGCUGGUCAACUACGUUAG
Messenger RNA from Homarus americanus (American lobster), 834 nucleotides. RefSeq names its product adhesive plaque matrix protein-like. Bases 1 to 834 code for a protein of 277 amino acids. NCBI's taxonomy places the organism in Eukaryota, Metazoa, Arthropoda, Malacostraca, Decapoda, Nephropidae. The transcript is spliced from 2 exons. The record is from RefSeq and is a predicted model, not a curated record.